Molecule: messenger RNA, 2490 nt
Organism: Schizophyllum commune H4-8
Lineage: Eukaryota; Fungi; Basidiomycota; Agaricomycetes; Agaricales; Schizophyllaceae
Exons: 14
Coding region: 1-2490 (829 amino acids)
Source: RefSeq, a predicted model, not a curated record
AUGGCCGAGACGCUUCUUUGGCGGUGUCCUAUUCGAUACACGCUCUGUCGCGCCUGCGAGCACGCAUAUCAUGCCGACCUCGACCUGCCACCAUCUGGUCCAGAAAACAUCAUACUCCGCACUGGCCGCAUACCAUCAUCCGCGGAAGCAGAGCACGUACGGCAGAGUAUCGCGCAAUUGGAUGAAUGCCUCGAGGAAAUAGAUGACGAAGUGGAUGACCUCGAGGCUCUAAUUGCCCAGCUUCGCGACGGCCAGCGGGCGCUGAAAGGCCUUAGGAGAGUCCAGCGCGCGUACCUUGCACCCGUCCGCAAACUACCUCCAGAGAUCCUCUCGAUCGUCUUCAAGAUGUGCUACGGUGACGAGUCAAUAGAUCUCUCGCGAGAGCGAUGCGAGCCUAUCAUCCUGAGCGCCGUAUGCAAGACUUGGAGAGAUACCAUGGCUGGUCUGCAUUCAGCGUGGACCGCAUUCGAGUUCGGGCCUGCGUGCGAAGUUGAACACAGCAUCGUUCUUGCUCGGCUUCGCACCUUUCUCAACAAUUCCGGAAAUCUGCCUUUGCGACACUGCAUUCGUUUCGAGAUGACUUACGCCACGGUACUUGAUCUUCAGAAACUUCAGCUACUGGAUCUCCUCAUCGAACAUUCGCACCGCUGGACCGAUGCCACAUUUCGUUCAUUCGGAGAAACUCAGCAGGAGAUAGUUGCGAUGCUGGCGAACCGUCCUCUGACGCGCUUGACGAAGCUAGAGGGGGACGUCGACCUCCUCGCCGCAUGCAACGCAAUCGGCAUCUUCAGAGGGGCAUCAACUUUGCGAAGCGUCACUCUAUGGGGCAUGUGUUACCAUAAAACCAUCCCGGACCUGCCUUGGGAGCACAUAGAGGAGUUGUCCACAAAGACGCCCGGCGCAUAUGCCUUGGCCUUCAUACAUCGCUGCCCUAAUCUCGUACGCUGGUCCUAUCGCGACGGUUCCAAGUACGAGAGAGGACAGCCACCCGCCUCCCCCACCGUUCUCCCUCGCCUUCGGUUCUUAUCCGUACACAUUGAGGAGGAAGCAGACGCCAUAGUCCUCGCCAGCAUCACCGCGCCUGCUCUUCUAGAGUGUAGACUCGUAUGCAAGGCGAAGGGCUUCUCAACCAAUAUGGACCUUGGAUUCGCGACUUUCCUGACUCGCUCCGCAUGCCGUCUCGAACGCCUCUUCCUGGACCGCCCACCGCACAACGUCCUCGAUCAUCUGUAUACAGACGCGCUGCAAGGACUGACCACACUCCGCGUGGUGGCGCAUAAGGAAGCGCCUGUGACGAAAGCCUUCAUUGAGGGCCUUUCUGGUAGCACGCCCGACCCUUGCCUGCUUCCGCAGCUGGAGAAUUUGGAGUUAGGCGGAGAACCGGCGGAAAUCCUGGGAGACGCGUUGGUGGAAAUGGCGAAGGCACGUCGUAGGAUGGGGCGCCCUCUGAAGCGCUUGUUUUUCGAUGCGGGGCCUUUAGGCUUGUCGGCCCGGGCCUUUGGGUGGAAUGCGGGGGUUGAGAAGCGUAUGAAGGAGGUGGUCGACUGUGUUGAAACGUCGGAGCAUGAGAUUUGCGCUGCUCUUGCGGGACUGACGUUGCUCUGGUACGACACGUUAUGCACUAUAUUUGAAGAGGUCGAACUGGUCUGGCGCGGACGCUGGGGCGCAGGCAACUACCUGUACUUUUACGUGCGCUAUGCUCCAUUCGUAACCAGCAUCGUGUCCUUUCGCACGAUGUUUUGGACGAAUACAGCGGCGCAAUGCAAGCUGUACAACCAGAUUUACACUGUCCUUGCAUGUGCGACCUUCAAUGUAUGCGAAGCCAUCCUUCUCCUUCGCACUUACGCCCUUUACGGCGCGACUCGCACCAUGCUCGUAACAUGCCUGCUCAUCUUCGGCCUCACUGUCCUUCCCGGGACCAUCAUCGACAUGUGGCAGCUCUCGAAACUGCAGUUGUACGACGGAGGAGAGCCGCGGAAGGGCUGCGUCGGUACUUCCAGCCCAAUUCUCGGGAUCGCAUACCUUCUCUUAACGGUCUGCGAGCUCGCUAUUGUUAUCCUUACGGGUUUCAAGGCGGUGCAACAUCCGUUCCCGAAGUCCGUGUCAUGCGCCCCGGACGAGAAGCGUGGAUCAUUCAGCUAUAUCGACAAGGUGCGGGGUCCCCUCGUCUGCCAGGCGAACUCACUCGAGCCCACGACAGCUGUCUCCAUAAUUCAAAACCUCUCGAUUCUGAUGAUACCCGCGCAUGCCAACUGGCUCUCCUUGCAAGUGCAUGACCUUCACGCCGUCUUUUGCAGCCGCCUGCUCUUGCUCAUCUUUGCGCAGAAGCGGGAGGCUACGCAAUAUUCCGACCGCAGCGCCACCUCCGCACCCAUUCUCACCACGCAGGCCCUGACCUUCUACGACUCAGAGGCUGAUUUCGAGCCGGACCGCAUUGACUUAGAUGUAUAUCGGACACGGUCGUCAAGGCGGUGGGCCUCAGACCAGUAG